Messenger RNA from Exophiala spinifera, 1458 nucleotides. RefSeq lists its product as uncharacterized. Gene Ontology annotation, molecular function: phospholipid scramblase activity. The record is from RefSeq and is a predicted model, not a curated record. The transcript has a single exon. The coding region runs from base 1 to 1458 and encodes 485 amino acids. Gene Ontology annotation, biological process: plasma membrane phospholipid scrambling. Gene Ontology annotation, cellular component: plasma membrane. Lineage: Eukaryota; Fungi; Ascomycota; Eurotiomycetes; Chaetothyriales; Herpotrichiellaceae.
AUGGAAACCAUCCUGUCCCAGACCCGUCCUGAAGACAAUUCCCUCCUCGCACCGGUCCAUGUUGCAGAAGACCCAAACGCCGUGUUGAAGUCAGAUCAUCCUUCUGCAGAUAUCCUUGCCCAGCCGGGAAUUGUUGUCCAGAGGCAGAUUGAGAUGAUGAAUCUAUUCUUAGGUUUCGAACAAGCCAAUCGAUAUGUCAUACUAGAUCCUAACGGCGCUCAUAUUGGCUACAUGGCAGAACAUGAUGGCGGGCUAGGAAAAGCUAUGGCAAGACAGUGGCUGCGAACACAUCGUCCUUUCACGACACAUGUCUUCGACAAGCAUGGAAGGGAGGUAUUGCGGUUUCACCGGCCAUUCUCUUGGUUUGUCAGCCGUAUCCGCGUAUAUGAUCCUCUCACGGCGCAGGUUACCUCCGAACGGUCGUCGCCCGCGCCACAAGAUCCGUCAGUUCCAGAUACCAUGAGCAGUCUUCAACAGAUCUCGCACGUCCCCAUCGAGAGCAUGCGAGUGAUUGGAGAGGCUGUGUCGGAAUGGGCCCCUUUACGUCGUAAGUACAAUCUAUUCGUGCAUCCCAGGAAUGCUGCUGGUCCUGAAGCCGCAGCCCCUCGUCAAUUUGCUGCUGUCAACGAGCCCUUCCUAUCCUGGGAUUUUUCGCUUAUCGACCCAAAUUCUCGCCUGAUUGGCUCCGUGAACCGAUCAUUCCGCGGGCUUGGCCGAGAGAUCUUUACAGACACUGGGAGUUAUGUAAUCCGCAUGGAUGCUGCCGGGUCAGAAACGGAUACACAGCAGGACGAUGUGGGAGAUCAGUCCGGGAACGAGCCCCAGGCGUAUUCUGAAGCAUUGGGAAGCAAGAACGGCAUGGCUGGUAUGAGUCUUGAUGAAAGAGCCUGUGUCCUGGCUACCGCCGUGACUCUGGACUAUGACUACUUCUCGCGUCACAGUUCAUUUGGGGGUUCUGGUGGCUUUCUUCCUUUAUGGAUGGGAGGCGGAGAAGCUGCUGGCGGUGCUGCAGGUGGUGCUGCAGGCGCUGGUGAAGCUGCUGGGGGCGCAGUGGUUGGUGGAGCUGGGCGGGCGGUUGGCGUAGGCGCAGCCCCUGGCGGCAUAGGUGAAAGUGCAGCAGUCGGUGCCGGUACGAUGGCAGGAUACGAGGCCAUGCAAAGGGGGUUAGGAAGAGAUUCACAGCCUGAUUCGGACCCUGCAAGCCCUCCAGGGGAACCUCAAGGCGGACCUUACAAUUCCCAGUCUCCACAAAGCCAGCCUGAGGCUGAGCACCAGGCAUCCAGCCAGCCCUUCGAUUCACCAUCUCAUCAAGGCGAGCCUGGUCAUGAAAACCACGCAGACGACGUCUGGGGUCAGGGCUCAGAUCCUUGGAGUGACGGAGCUGGGCAGGGACCAGCGACCGGAGGCAAUGAGGGAGGUUUCUUCUCGUCCUUGUGGGAUUCCUUCUUUGGCGAUUGA